AUGAGUGAAAAGCAAACGGGAUGCUCCCCGGAGAGCGUAAUCUCCUCGGAGACACACCCCUAUGGCCCGAAUGAUAAGGUCAAAGAAGGCCUUGUCGGGCAAAAUGUGUUGGACCAGCUUGAGCAACCAGUUCAAAUCCAGAAGGUUGUUCAAGAGGCAAUCCUCCUUGCUGGCGGGGCUGCUGCAAUUUUAUUGCAAGUUGCAGAACCAGGUGUUGGAAAGGGUGUGGACGAGCAUAGCAACUUUGCGUACAGGCCCAUGGAUCGUCUGCGAACCACAAUGACCUAUGUGUAUUGCAUGGCUUUUGGGUCUCGAAGUGAAAAAGAGGCUGUCAUCGCGAUGGUCCACCGUGCACACGCCGUUGUAAAAGGGCCAGACUACUCCGCCGACGAUCCCAAUCUUCAACUCUGGGUUGCCGCUACUCUUUACGCGGUCGGCAUCGAACUGUAUCAACAAAUGUUUGGCCGAAUGACAGAGGAAGAUGCGGAAAGUAUCUACCGAGAGUAUUCCGUCCUCGCGGUAUCACUUCGCGUCAGACCGGGAAUGUGGCCGGUGUCACGGAGAGCAUUCUGGGAGUACUGGGACCAUCAAGUCGAGACUAUGCAUAUCACUGAAAAUGCACAAAGAGUUGUGAAGGAUCUUCUCUGGAACAAGGAGUUGCCGCUCCAUAUUCGGUUUCUUCUUCCUCUGGUUCGCUUGACCACAGCCGAGAUGCUACCUAAGCGAAUCAGAGAGGCCUACGGCCUGAAAUCUACAAAGCUUCGACGAGGUGUGUACCGUGUGACUCUUGGAUUCACCAAGGCGACUUAUCCUUGCCUGCCAAAAGCAAUUCGGACUUAUCCGAUGCGUUACUACUUGACGGAUAUGCGGCGUCGACUGAAGAAUAUAUCCUAA
Molecule: messenger RNA, 894 nt
Organism: Penicillium cataractarum
Lineage: Eukaryota; Fungi; Ascomycota; Eurotiomycetes; Eurotiales; Aspergillaceae
Product: oxygenase MpaB family protein
Exons: 1
Coding region: 1-894 (297 amino acids)
Molecular function (GO): oxidoreductase activity
Source: RefSeq, a predicted model, not a curated record